This is a messenger RNA of Vigna umbellata (rice bean), 900 nucleotides long. It is a transcript of the gene ACD11, whose product is annotated as Glycolipid transfer protein (GLTP) family protein. NCBI's taxonomy places the organism in Eukaryota, Viridiplantae, Streptophyta, Magnoliopsida, Fabales, Fabaceae. The record is from RefSeq and is a predicted model, not a curated record. Gene Ontology annotation, molecular function: ceramide 1-phosphate transfer activity; ceramide 1-phosphate binding. Gene Ontology annotation, cellular component: membrane; cytoplasm; cytosol. Gene Ontology annotation, biological process: intermembrane lipid transfer; ceramide transport.
AGCAUAAACACUAAAACCAGAUUCCAUGUAAAGUUGGAAAGUUGUCGCUAGAACAAGCCGAAGAAGCAAAGAAGCAAAGGUAGGAAUUGAUCAGAGCAGAACAGAGGAAGAGUGCGAAGAGAAGGAUCAUCAUUGUGAAUGGCAGAGGGGAGCGGUGACAGAACUCUGCCGAGAAUCGCAGAGGCAUUCAAGGACCUCGCAAGCGUCGUCACCGAUUCGCAGAACGCGGAGGUGAAGGUUGCUCCCUUCUCCCAUGCCUGCUCUCUCGUUUCCCCUCUCUUUGGUUGCUUGGGUGUUGCCUUCAAGUUCGCCGAGAUGGAUUACGUUGCCAAGGUUCAUGAUCUGGCAGAGGCGUCGAAGUCUAUUCAGAGCUUACAGUCUCUGAUUGAUCUGGAUGUCCGAGGUGGCACUGUCAGGAAGGGAGGUAGCCACACGCGGAAUCUGUUGAGAGUGAAGCGCGGACUUGACAUGGUUAGAGUACUCUUUGAGCAGAUUCUAGUUACCGAGGGUAAUUCCCUUAAGGAUCCAGCUUCCAAAGCUUAUGAUCAGGUGUUUGCACCCCACCAUGGUUGGGCAAUCAGGAAGGCUGUUGCUGCUGGAAUGUAUGUCCUUCCUACAAAAGAACAACUUUUGAAGAAGCUCAAUGAAGAUGAAGCGUCAGCAAAAGUUCACAUGCAAAGCUAUGUCACUGCAUCAGCACCUCUAAUCCAAUACAUCGACAAACUCUUUGUUUCCAGAGACUUGGGAAUAGAUUGGUGAAUCUUGGAUUGUAUUUGAGAUUGUACAAUAUGAUUUACUGUUAAUUAUAUGGCAUAAUUCUUGUAUUUAUGAUUACCGAGUAUUCAUUUGUUAUAGAAUUUGUUUAUAUUGCAAUAGAUAUUACAGGCUAUUGAGAUGGUA